Molecule: messenger RNA, 2958 nt
Organism: Formica exsecta
Lineage: Eukaryota; Metazoa; Arthropoda; Insecta; Hymenoptera; Formicidae
Gene: hay
Product: general transcription and DNA repair factor IIH helicase subunit XPB
Exons: 15
Coding region: 240-2621 (793 amino acids)
Biological process (GO): nucleotide-excision repair; transcription initiation at RNA polymerase II promoter
Cellular component (GO): transcription factor TFIIH holo complex; nucleotide-excision repair factor 3 complex; transcription preinitiation complex
Molecular function (GO): DNA binding; 3'-5' DNA helicase activity; ATP binding
Source: RefSeq, a predicted model, not a curated record
GAGGUAACUAUCGAUUAUCGAUGUCGAAUCUGGUGUUCGAGUGCAUGAUCACGUGUAUCUCUUGUUUUGGCCAAGUUUUUGUGUAUUGGUCAAUCUCAAGUACUUUAUCUAAAAAGAAGAGACUCGUAGAAAAUCUUACCAUCUAUUUAAAUUUAAGGCAAUAAGAUCAGAUCCUAUGUUGGUCAAUCAGUGCCAGUCAAAAAUUUUAGAAGAAGAAGUAAUUACGAUAUCUUGAAAUAAUGGGUCCGCCAAAGCGAUUUAAAAAAGAUAACAGUAAAUGGAAAAAGCGUAAGGACGAUUACGAUAAGUAUAACGAUGACGAUUCGAUAGACAGUAAUGAAGCAGAUGGUGUGCCUGAUGCAGCAAAAACUGAUAUAGAAAAGCAAGAUGAAUGUGCGAUCGAAGAUGAAUUUGGAGCGAAAGAUUAUCGUUCGCAAAUGAUUUUAAAACUGGAUAAUGCAUCUCGACCACUAUGGGUGGCACCAAAUGGACACAUCUUUUUGGAAUCCUUUUCUCCUGUGUAUAAACAUGCUCAUGAUUUUUUAAUAGCAAUAGCAGAACCUGUAUGCCGACCAGAAUUUAUUCACGAAUACAAAUUGACUGCGUAUUCACUUUAUGCUGCGGUUAGUGUAGGCCUGCAAACAGAAGAUAUAAUAGAAUAUUUAAAGAGAUUGAGUAAGACUAGUAUUCCCGAUGGUAUAAUUGAGUUUAUAAAACUGUGUACAUUAUCUUAUGGAAAAGUAAAACUUGUAUUAAAACAUAACAAAUAUUUUAUUGAAUCGCCAUUUCCCGAAGUACUGCAAAAAUUACUAAAAGAUCCAGUUAUUCAAGAAUGUCGGUUGAGGAAGCCUUUAGAAGAUCUAGAAGGUGAUGUUGUCACAAAUGUUCAAACUAAAACAAAAAUCCCUCAGUUUGGAUCAAAAGCACUUGUAAAUACUCCUGCAUCUAGUAAGACAAAUUCGGAAACUGAAUCUGAUCAAAUAUUAGCAGAAUCAGCUACCAUUCCAGAAGACAUAACUUCUUUUUAUGACAAAAUAGAUAAAGACGACGAAGAUGAAGAAGAAGAUCAAGGAUUGAAAACAGUUAGUUUUGAGGUGAAUCAGGAAAAAAUCGAAGUUGUACAAAAACGAUGCAUCGAACUUGAAUAUCCUUUAUUGGCAGAAUAUGAUUUCCGUAAUGAUAGUGUAAACCCAGACAUAAAUAUCGACUUGAAACCAUCAGCUGUGUUAAGACCUUAUCAAGAAAAAAGUUUGCGGAAAAUGUUUGGUAAUGGGCGAGCUAGAUCUGGAGUAAUAGUCUUACCCUGUGGUGCUGGUAAAAGUUUAGUUGGAGUGACAGCCUGCUGUACAGUACGUAAACGCGCUUUAGUCCUAUGUAACUCUGGUGUGUCUGUAGAACAAUGGAAACAGCAAUUUAAAAUGUGGUCCACUGCUGAUGAUUCAAUGAUUUGUCGAUUUACUAGCGAAGCAAAGGAUAAAUUUAUGGGUUGCGGCAUAUUGAUAACCACCUAUUCUAUGAUAACGCACACUCAAAAACGUUCUUGGGACGCCGAGAAUACGAUGCGUUGGCUCCAAGAACAAGAAUGGGGCAUUAUGGUUUUGGAUGAGGUACACACUAUUCCUGCAAAAAUGUUCCGUAGAGUACUAACGAUUGUUCAAUCUCACUGUAAGUUGGGCUUAACGGCAACGCUCCUGCGGGAAGACGACAAAAUUGCUGAUUUAAAUUUUUUAAUCGGCCCGAAAUUAUACGAGGCGAACUGGUUAGAACUGCAAAAGAGAGGAUUUAUUGCAAGGGUGCAGUGUGCAGAAGUUUGGUGCCCCAUGACACCAGAGUUUUAUAGAGAAUAUCUUGGCUGCAAGAUGAGUAAAAAACUGUUGUUGUACGUGAUGAAUCCAAAUAAGUUUCGUUGUUGCCAAUAUUUAAUACGAUAUCACGAAAGACGUGGCGAUAAAACAAUUGUCUUUUCUGAUAAUGUGUUUGCAUUAAAACACUAUGCCGUUAAAAUGAAUAAGCCGUAUAUUUAUGGUCCAACUAUUCAGAGCGAAAGAAUACACAUCUUGCAAAACUUUAAAUUUAAUACAAAAGUAAAUACGAUAUUCGUGAGCAAGGUAGCAGAUACUUCUUUUGAUUUACCAGAAGCUAAUGUCUUGAUCCAAAUUUCAUCCCAUGGCGGAUCUAGAAGACAAGAAGCACAACGAUUAGGACGUAUUCUUAGAGCUAAAAAAGGAGCAAUUGCGGAAGAGUAUAACGCAUUCUUUUAUACGCUCGUAUCGCAAGAUACAAUGGAAAUGAAUUACUCGAGAAAACGCCAACGGUUUCUCGUAAAUCAAGGAUAUGCCUAUAAAGUUAUCACAAAACUCGCAGGCAUGGAUGAGGAGCCGGAUUUAAUGUAUGGGAACCGAGAAGAACAAGGUCAAUUGUUGCAGCAAGUUUUAACAGCUAGUGACACAGAUGCAGAUGAAGAAAGAAUACCUAACGAUGGAUCAAGAGCGAUUAUACGUAAAACUGGUACUAUGACAUCAAUGUCGGGAGCGGAUGAUGCUGUCUAUUAUGAAUACAAGAAAUCUGCUAGCUCAUCGACGGCAAAUAAACAUCCUCUUUUUAAAAAAUUUAGAACGUAAGAGCACUUAUCCCAUAACAGAUUAGAAAUAUAUAAAUUGAUAAAAAUGUAUAUUUGUCACUACAACAUUUAACUGUAUUAUUUUACAUAUCGCUCGUAAUAAGAACAUACACUAUGUGUGAUGAAAUGAUAUAACACAAAUGAUAUAAAAAGACAAAUGUGUAAUAUCGCAAACUUAUAUAAGAUACAUAUAUACAUUAUGAAAUGUAUUAUACCGAUAGAGUGAGACAAAAUAUAUCACUAAAUCCGAUGAUCGCAUGUAACCGAUCGUCGUCGGCUUGUUAUGGCUCUUUUGCUCUUUGAUAAUCUAAAUCUAAAAAUAAAUUUAUACUCUCUGC